AAGACACUUGUCGCACCCGGACAUUACAGCAGACAAAACCCAAACCCAAAGCUUAGUCUCUCCUGAGCUCACACACACAGAUAGAAGAAACAGACACUUCCCAAUUUUUUCUUCACUAAAUUUUUUUUCCCAUUUCUGGAAAAAAAAAAUUUAAAAAAAGGGAAUCAAGGGAUUUGCCUAGUCAGCUGUUGCUUGCUAGUUUGGUUAACAGAAGAUGGGAUCUAAUAUAAACUUCAAGAACUAUGGUGAUGUGCAAAAUGGGGAUGUAAAUGGUGGGAGGCUAGCUGGGAAUUUCUCACUGGCCCGGCAGUCUUCUGUGUACUCCCUGACGUUUGAUGAGUUCCAGAACACCAUGGGAGGGCUUGGAAAGGAUUUCGGGUCGAUGAACAUGGAUGAGCUUUUGAAGAAUAUAUGGAGUGCUGAAGAGACUCAAGGAAUGGUGACAUCUACUUGUGGGGCAGGAGAGGGAAAUGCCCCUGGGGGGAAUUUGCAGAGACAAGGUUCGUUAACUUUGCCGCGGACGCUUAGUCAGAAGACAGUUGAUGAUGUUUGGAAAGAGUUGAUUAGAGACAGUGGUGAUGCUAAAUAUGGUAAUGUUGGUGGGGGGCAGAAUUUGCCACAGGAACAAAGACAACAGACUUUGGGGGAGAUGACUUUGGAGGAGUUUUUGGCGAGAGCAGGGGUGGUGCGAGAAGAUGCUCAAGAAAUGGCAAGGCCUGGUAAUGGUGGAUUCUUUGCUGAAUUAUUCCGUCAAAGUAACAAUACCGGUUUAGCUCCUGGGUUCCAACAAGCAAGUCGAAACAAUGGUCUUUUGAGUAGUCGAGUAGAGAGUAACAAUAAUUCGGUUCCUAAUCAGUCUCCGAAUUUGGCACUGAAUGUUGGUGGACUGAGAACUUCGCAGCAACAAACACACCAGCUUCCCCCACAGCAGCAGCCAAUCUUUCCCAAGCCUGCAACUUUAUCUUUUUCCCCUUCUAUGCAUUUAGUAAGCAAUGCUCAGCUAACUAGCCCAAGAAGUAGGGGACCCGUCUCUGCGGUUGUGGAACCUUCUAGGAACACUGCUUUCUCUCAAGGUGGUGGGUUUCCGAGUGCAGGGAUUGGAAUGGGUGGUUUAGGUGCUGGAGGUGUUACAGUUGCAUCAAAAUCUCCCAUAAAUCAGAUGUCACCAGAUGUGAUUGCUAAGAGCAGUGCAGAUACAUCUUCAUUGUCACCAGUUCCUUACAUGUUUACUCGCGGAAGGAAAGCCAAUGGAGCUUUGGAGAAAGUAGUUGAGAGAAGGCAAAGGAGAAUGAUAAAGAACAGAGAAUCUGCUGCAAGGUCUCGAGCUCGUAAACAGGCCUACACCUUGGAACUAGAGGCAGAAGUUGCAAAACUUAAAGAAAUGAAUGAAGAAUUACAGAGAAAACAGGCUGAAAUUGUGGAAAUGCAGAAAGAUGAGAUUUUGGAGACAAUGCAGCGGAAAUGGGGAGGUAAAAGACAGUGCUUGAGACGAACAUUGACUGGCCCUUGGUAAUUUUGAUGAGUUUUACUGCAGAUAUGAGAUGAGCGCUCGAGUUUACAAAAUAGGUAGUAUGGUACAAAGAUUGGAGUUUGUAUCUGUUAUCUGCAUCCAAUCUUAUACUUCAAACACUAGGUAGUAGCUGUAUGUAUAGGAGCGGAGUUGUGAGUUGUAAAUUAAGACUACGGUUAGUCUCAUCUUGUAGAUAAAACUUUUGUAUGUGUAAUCUCUUGCUUCACAUUUGAUUGCAAAUGGAAUGUAGGGAUAAUUAAGAGAAGUCAUAUGUAAACUCUUGUCAGUA
Molecule: messenger RNA, 1799 nt
Organism: Rosa rugosa (rugosa rose)
Lineage: Eukaryota; Viridiplantae; Streptophyta; Magnoliopsida; Rosales; Rosaceae
Product: ABSCISIC ACID-INSENSITIVE 5-like protein 7
Exons: 5
Coding region: 215-1513 (432 amino acids)
Biological process (GO): positive regulation of DNA-templated transcription
Cellular component (GO): nucleus
Molecular function (GO): DNA-binding transcription factor activity
Source: RefSeq, a predicted model, not a curated record